CGCGAUCCGGCUGACGCAUCUGGCCCGGGUUCUCUAAAACCCGAGGGGAGAGGGAGGAGGAGAAAGAGAGAGGGCGCGCAUGCCCAGUGGCGCGGGGAGGAGCAGGCUGCUAGCUGCGGGCCAGAAAGGUGCUUGCGAGCCGCGAACCGGUCGGGCGCGCACGCCAUGGGGGAGAAACCCGGGACCAGGGUCUUCAAGAAAUCAAGCCCUAACUGCAAGCUCACCGUGUACCUGGGCAAGCGGGACUUUGUAGAUCACCUGGACAAAGUGGAUCCUGUAGAUGGAGUGGUGCUUGUGGAUCCUGACUACUUGAAGGACCGGAAAGUGUUUGUAACCCUCACCUGCGCCUUUCGCUACGGCCGUGAAGACCUGGAUGUGCUGGGCUUGUCCUUCCGCAAAGACCUGUUCAUCGCCACCUACCAGGCCUUCCCCCCUGUGCCCAACCCGCCCCGGCCUCUCACCCGCCUCCAGGACCGGCUGCUGAGGAAGCUGGGCCAGCAUGCCCACCCCUUUUUUUUCACAAUACCCCAGAAUUUGCCCUGUUCUGUCACACUGCAGCCAGGACCGGAGGACACGGGGAAGGCCUGCGGGGUAGACUUUGAGAUUCGAGCUUUCUGUGCCAAAUCACUAGAAGAGAAAAGCCACAAAAGGAACUCUGUGAGACUGGUGAUCCGAAAGGUGCAGUUUGCCCCAGAGAAACCUGGCCCCCAGCCCUCAGCAGAAACCACACGCCACUUCCUCAUGUCUGACCGGUUGCUGCACCUUGAGGCCUCCCUGGACAAGGAGCUGUAUUACCAUGGGGAGCCCCUCAGUGUCAACGUCCAUGUCACCAACAACUCCUCCAAGACCGUGAAGAAGAUCAGAGUCUCUGUGAGACAAUAUGCAGACAUCUGCCUCUUCAGCACGGCCCAGUACAAGUGUCCAGUGGCCCAGCUCGAACAAGAUGACCAGGUGUCGCCCAGUUCCACGUUCUGUAAAGUGUACACCAUCACCCCACUGCUCAGCGACAACCGGGAGAAGCGCGGCCUUGCUCUGGACGGGAAACUCAAACACGAGGACACCAACCUGGCUUCCAGCACCAUCGUGAAAGAGGGGGCCAACAAGGAGGUGCUAGGAAUCCUGGUGUCCUACAGGGUCAAGGUGAAGCUGGUGGUGUCCCGAGGCGGGGAUGUCUCCGUGGAGCUGCCUUUUGUUCUGAUGCAUCCCAAGCCCCAUGACCACAUCCCCCUUCCCAGACCGCAGACAGCCGCUCCAGAAACGGAUGUCCCUGUGGAUACCAACCUCAUUGAGUUUGACACCAACUAUGCCACAGAUGACGACAUUGUGUUCGAAGACUUUGCCCGGCUUCGGCUGAAGGGGAUGAAGGACGAUGACUACGAUGACCAUUUCUGCUAGAAAGCAGGGCUGGAGACGGAGAGGACGUGCUUGGGGAGUAGGGGCAGGACCGAGGUCCCCACGUUGUCGGGGGAAGGCCGGCUCCCCAGCCUCUUCCUUCCCCGCCGCCUGGCAGCCACCCCUUCACUCCGCUUCCUCCUCCCCCACCAGCGAGACGCGCACUGGACCCUCUGCUUGUUGGAAGUGGGCAUUAACCUCGACUACAGCUGAGCCUGCCCGGCCCUCGGGGUAGCGAGCUGUGUUCAUUCAGUCUUUUGGAAGGAGACACUGAAAAUGAGCCGUGAUGACAGGGAACGGGGGAGAAAUCGCCACAGUCAGCCUCCCGCCGAGACACUCCUUAGCCUCGCGUCCUUGAGAGGACACCCUGUGGGGGCAAAGCCAUUUCUUUCUGAGCAUAAAGAAGAAAAUAAACCUUUUUAAUAGGCA
Molecule: messenger RNA, 1821 nt
Organism: Cavia porcellus (domestic guinea pig)
Lineage: Eukaryota; Metazoa; Chordata; Mammalia; Rodentia; Caviidae
Gene: Arrb2
Product: arrestin beta 2
Exons: 15
Coding region: 166-1395 (409 amino acids)
Biological process (GO): signal transduction; positive regulation of ERK1 and ERK2 cascade; G protein-coupled receptor internalization
Cellular component (GO): cytoplasm
Molecular function (GO): angiotensin receptor binding
Source: RefSeq, a predicted model, not a curated record